ACCGCAGGUUACACGGUAAAAUCCUAGGUCGACAGCCUGGAACCUGGGGCGCACCGAACUUUAUCCCCGGCAAAGAAGAUGCUUUUUUGAAUCCUGGGGAGAAGGGAGAGAAGGCAGAAACCCUAUUAUGCACAGAGCUACGGAUCCGUAGAAGAGUUAUUACACAGAGGAACAUGGAGAUUACGUACUUGGUAAAUAUCUCUGUAGUGGUUCCCGGAUUGGCCUCGGAAGUGAAACAGGCCAAGAACUCCGUAGUAGCAAUGUCGCCAACCAGCACGUGUUGCCCCGUCCGCUCCACCGACCCCUCGUCCAAUUGCGAUGCAUCCCCAACUCAACCACCAAAGUAAACAAACACUUUUUGGGCCGCCAAACCGAACAUCGACGACAAGCGCAUUCUAGCUGCAACGACAUCACGGUCCGCGACAAGAUGCCUCGAGUUUCCCAGGGCCCGUGCAGGAGCGGGAGCAGGAUUCCUUCCGGCUCAUUGGCCGCAUCACCGUUCAAGUCACCAGUCAAGAUUCCCUUGAACGAUGAUGCCCAAGAAAAAGCGCAGCGAUCGCACGGCCGCAAAGCCGCUCAUGAAGCCCAGAUCAACCAGCUCAGGGCUGCCGCGACAAGCACGCCGCGCAAGUCAAGCUCCACCUUCAACAACCUCCAAAAUGUCGAGUCGCCCGGGUCCCCGCGCACGCCGCGCCGCCGCAAGAGCGGUAAUAACUCCAUCAUUGUCGACGAUGACGAGGAUGUCGUGGUAGGCGGCAAGGCCGUCACGCCGAUGAAGCGCGUCCCCAUCCUCGCCAACUUCGAGGAGUGGAUGAAGAUGGCCACCGACAACAAAAUCAACGCCGCCAACUCGUGGAACUUUGCCCUCAUCGACUACUUCCACGACAUGUCGCUGCUCAAGGAGGGUGACGGUGUCAACUUCCAAAAGGCCAGCUGCACCCUCGAUGGCUGCGUCAAGAUCUACACGAGCAGAGUCGACAGCGUCGCAACCGAGACAGGCAAACUGCUGAGCGGCUUGGCCGAUAGUCGUGACAGCAAGAGGAAGGGCCGCGACGGCGAGGACGACGAGGACGACGAGGAAGAGGAGGUCGAUGAGGAGGGUAACGUCAGGAAAAAGCCAAAGAAAAAGACCCAGCGAUCGUCCGAGGCCACUCUGGCGCCCUCCUUCGCAUCACUGCAACUCAAAAAGCUGGAGCUCGAAUUCGCAGUCGAUCCUCUGUUCAAGAAGGCCUCCGCCGACUUCGACGAGGGCGGCGCCAAGGGCCUUCUCCUGAACCACCUGAUGAUCGACUCGCAGGGCCGAAUCGUAUUCGACAGCAGCGACGAUGCCGAGGAUGCCGCCGAGGGUACCAACAAGUCGCGGAAGCAGGGUGACGGGGAGCAGGCUGACGCUGAGGACGGGGAGGAGGACUUGUCCCUGGCGGACAGAGAGAAAACCCCUGCGCCCCAGGAACCAGAAGAGGAGGAGGAUAUCGAAAUCGAUGUUGCGGGCUUGGGCGCGAGAUUCUUCCCGGAUCUCAGCAUCUUGGACAGCAUGGACGUCUGCCCGUCCCUCAAGACGUUCGACCUCGGCGACCCAUCCGGCUCUCUCGACAUCCCCUUCCUCAGGGCACCGGAUGACUGGCGCCAAGACCAGGACAAGGAAAAGACACCUGGCCCAGGGGCCAUCGGCGACAAGUCUGGUAUGUUUAUCGACGAGGAGAAUCCGCUUGGAUUUGACGACGACGAUGGGCUCGGGACCUUUGACUUGGGCGCCGAUGUCGAUUUCGGCGAGGGCGGAGAGGCGUGGGCUCGCGAGGCGGCGCUCGAGCCGCAGAUGAUGCGUGUUUUCGACGCCGGUCUGGGCAUGGGAGACGGUGCCGGGGCAGACGGGGAAGGUGAUGGGGCUGACCUUUUGGACGGCGGGAACGGCGAUUUUGCCAUCUCCAUGACGCACUCCCAAAAGGCCGAUAGGAUGCACGAAAACAUUCUCAGCUACUUCGACCAGGCCCUGCAAAAGAAUUGGACGAGCGCCGAGCACUGGAGGAUACGAAAGAUCAAGGAUGUGAACAAGCCAACGGAGCCAACGCGACAGCGGAAAGAGAAGCAGCCGUUCGAGAUCGAUUUCGCCGCCGCCUUAGACCCGGCUGUCGCUGAGGCCAUCUACACCCAAGCCUCAAGCAACUCGGCCAUCUCUCUCCCCAAAAAGGACUGGAAGUCCAAAUCGCGCAACCUACUCCCCGACGACAAGCACUUUAGUUCCAAACAGCUUCUGAGCCUCUUCCUCAAACCCAAGGCGCGCAUGGGCCGCAGGCGCAUCCUCGGCGGCAGCCGGAUAGGGAACAUUGACUCCCAGCGACAAAACGACAUCCCCGAAGGCGAGAUGGACGAGGCCUUCUGGGCGUCACAGAAGGCACCCCUGCGGUCGGCCGAGCACGGCUCGUCCCCCGACGAAGGCCUACCGCAGGGCGACUACGACGCCAACUUCUUCCAGGACGACGGCCUGCCCUUUGCGGGCGGCGGCGGUCUCGACGACGCCGACGACGACGACGACAUGGACGACGAGUUUGCCGACGCGCGCGAGCACUUCUCGCCCGAGGCGGGCGGGCCCAUGAUGACCGACGUCGGCAUGACGGGCGCCUUCGGCGGGCUGACGGUUACCAACCCGGCCGACCUGGCGUUUGGCACCAUGCUCGUGACGCAGAACCGCCGCGUCCGGCCCGAGUAUGUGCAGUAUGCGCGCGUAGCCAAGAAGGUGGACGUCAGGCGGCUGAAAGAGGAGAUUUGGAAGGGCAUGGGGUUUGAGGGGCUUGAGGACCCCAACAAUAUCAAUAACAACCCCGCCAACCGCCUCAUGACCCCCGUCUCCCCUGAGAAACCCACCGCCACCACCGACUCGAACGGGAAUGUAGACGGCGACGUCAACGCCAAAGGCCUGACGCUGAAGUUCACAAGCGUCAUGAACGACCUGCAGCACGUCUAUCCAAAGCCGGUCAUGGACGAUAUCUCGACCAGCUUCUGCUUCAUCUGUCUGCUGCAUCUGGCCAACGAGAAGGGGCUGGUCAUCUCCAAGACCGAGGGGCUGGAGGAGUUGUUGAUUCGCAAGGAUUGGAAUGCUGAGGUUGCUGAGGGGGAGUAGCACGUUCUUGGUUUAAUGGGGUGUUUGUAUGUUGACGAAUCGUCAGGUAUGAGUGAUAGCGCUCCUGGUUGAGUCCUUUGUAUGGAGCUAGGGGGAGAGUCGUUUUUCCUGGCUGGGUGGAUGAGCGUUUGCGG
Molecule: messenger RNA, 3252 nt
Organism: Parathielavia appendiculata
Lineage: Eukaryota; Fungi; Ascomycota; Sordariomycetes; Sordariales; Chaetomiaceae
Product: barren
Exons: 4
Coding region: 428-3118 (896 amino acids)
Biological process (GO): mitotic chromosome condensation
Cellular component (GO): condensin complex
Molecular function (GO): chromatin binding
Source: RefSeq, a predicted model, not a curated record